AUGUACUCAGAGGCCAUUAAGUUCCUAAAUCAAGGUGGUGCCGCACCCAGCCUUCGACUGUGUUGGGCUGGUUUCCACAGCAAAGUACGAGGUGAGCUUAGCGCCAAGGAGCUCCUGUACCAGGCGCUCGACUUCAACACGUCACGGUCGCAGAUGGCGACGCCUUUGGCACUUACGACACGCAAGCUUGAGCCGAUUGUCCAGUUUCAGGAGAUUCUCACGACUAUCUUUGAUGGUUGUAUUGCUAACUUGAGCGACAGCACGGGAUGGAAUGACUGCAUGAGCUUUCGUACACUGGCCAAGGUGCUUUUUAGCGUUGGGAGCCUUGGAAGCGAAGCUCAGAUGGCAGCCUGCAUGCAGAUCAAUGUUGUGGAUAUAGAAAUCUACAAGCGCGGAAAUACCCUAGCCCCGGACCUUGACAGUGCUACGGAGAAUGGAGAGACGGUUGACUCGAAUGAAAUGCCUCACUGCAUCCCGAAGAGCGAGCAGACGGUCCCCUUCAUCAGCACCAAGACUACGACAUCCGGCGCUUCUCUUUCUGAAGACACUACCUCCAACAACGGAGAAGCUAAGUCGCCGUCUGCGCCGUCCGCGCAGGAAAUUAAUCAGUCACAUACCGAGCCGAGGCUGACCGAGUCAGACCGCACCAUUAGCCGGAUCUGGAAGGUUGAAGGAGAAUCCACUCGGGCGUCAUCGCCUGAGUCCGUAGCAUUCUCUGUCAGGGACUCACAAGCAGAAUUGAACCAAGAGCGAGACGAGGAUACUGACACGAGUAUUAUCUGCUCUGAGUGCGAUAAAGUUGUGUCCAGCGGGAAGCAGGAUAGCACGUAUAUCUGCCUCUACUGUAUCGAGGCGGACCUCUGGGGCGAGUGCUUUGACAAGAGGGCCCGGCGGCAGAAGGGCGAGCUGGAAGUGGCCUGGAGGACGGUGUGUCCAAGGGGACGCAAGCAAACCAAGGCGCUGAUUGAGGGAUGGGGCGGAGUUAAUAACGGUGUCAUCACGAUGGGGGAGGAGAAGAUUUCCUUCAAGGAUUGGCUGAAGGAGCUCAAGGAUGUGAGGUGGCCGAAUGCCUGGAAGGCGUUUUGGGCUGAGGAGCUGGGAUAA
Pseudomassariella vexata is the source of this 1104-nucleotide messenger RNA. RefSeq lists its product as uncharacterized. The record is from RefSeq and is a predicted model, not a curated record. Bases 1 to 1104 code for a protein of 367 amino acids. The transcript has 4 exons. NCBI's taxonomy places the organism in Eukaryota, Fungi, Ascomycota, Sordariomycetes, Amphisphaeriales, Pseudomassariaceae.